Molecule: messenger RNA, 2998 nt
Organism: Vigna umbellata (rice bean)
Lineage: Eukaryota; Viridiplantae; Streptophyta; Magnoliopsida; Fabales; Fabaceae
Product: DNA mismatch repair protein MutS, type 2
Biological process (GO): mismatch repair; negative regulation of DNA recombination
Molecular function (GO): ATP-dependent DNA damage sensor activity; ATP binding; endonuclease activity
Source: RefSeq, a predicted model, not a curated record
GCACAGAUGUUAUAGGAAGGUGGAAACGUGGAACUCAAUCCAGAAGAAAACCAAAGGGCAGUGAGUGAGUCACCGAUGCAACUCAGCAGCAACGUGUUGGUUCCUUUGAUUAAACCCCCAAAAUCCUACUUCAGUUUCAAACUCCGGUCCUGCUCCAAUCCCAACUCUAACUCGCCCGAGUCCAACUCACUCCAAGCCGACACCCUCAAGACGCUGGAAUGGAGCUCCGUGUGCAAGCAGCUUUCGCCGUUCACCUCCACCUCCAUGGGCUCCGCCGCCGCCCUCAACGAGCGCUUGCCAGUCGGACGCACCCCCCGCCAGAGCCAGAAGCUUCUCGAUCAGACCUCCGCGGCCAGACUCCUCGCCCGGCCGCUCGACUUCUCCGGCAUCCACGACUUGACGGAGAUUCUCCGCGUCGCCACUUCUGGUCAAUUGCUAACCAUCCGAGAGCUUUGCACCGUCCGCCGCACGCUCGUCGCUGCCAGGGAAUUAUUCGAUAGUUUGAAACGCUUCUCUUCCGAUUCUAAUCAUCCACAAAGGUACUUACCCCUACUGGAAAUACUGCAAAAUUGUAAUUUCCAAGUGGAUUUGGAGAGUAAAAUAGAAUUUUGCAUAGAUUGCAAUCUUUCCACAAUUCUUGAUAGAGCAAGUGAAGACCUGGAGAUUAUCAGAUCAGAAAGAAAGAGGAACAUAGAAAUUUUGGAUUCUAUGUUGAAGGAAGUAUCCUCCCAAAUUUUUCAGGCUGGGGGAAUUGACAAACCAUUAAUAACUAAGCGUCGAUCAAGAAUGUGUGUGGGCAUCAGGGCAUCCCAUAGAUAUUUGCUUCCAGGUGGUGUAGUUCUCAAUGUCAGCAGCUCUGGAGCAACUUACUUUAUGGAACCCAAAGAUGCAAUAGAUCUGAACAACUUGGAAGUUAGACUUUCAAGCUCCGAGAAGGCUGAGGAAAGUGCAAUUUUAAGUAUGCUUUCAUCUGAAAUAGCAAAUUCAGAAUCAGUUAUAAAUAAUUUAUUGGAUAAAAUUCUUGAGAUUGAUCUUGCUUUUGCAAGAGCUGCAUAUGCUCAAUGGAUGAAUGGGGUAUGUCCCAUUUUCAAACUUGAUAGUUUUGAAGGUUGUGAUUCCAAUGAUGAAGACAAUGAUAUUCUGGACCAGCAAGAGGAUGACAGCUUAAAUGUAAACAUUGUUGGUAUACGACAUCCAUUACUCUUAGAGUCCUCUCUUGAUAUCAUUUCAGAUAAUCUUGCUCUACGAUCUGGAAAUGCUGCUAAGUUUGGUGAUGGAAACGGAGCAAUGGCUACUACAUAUACGUCACAUAGCAUAUCUGACUUCCCUGUGCCAGUUGACUUUAAAAUUGGACGUGGAACUAGAGUGGUUGUAAUCUCAGGCCCUAACACUGGAGGGAAAACUGCUUCCAUGAAAACAUUGGGCCUGGCAUCACUCAUGUCAAAAGCUGGAAUGCAUCUGCCUGCCAAGAACAAUCCAAAACUUCCUUGGUUUGACCUUAUCCUUGCCGAUAUUGGAGAUCACCAGUCCCUUGAACAAAAUCUCUCAACUUUUAGUGGGCAUAUAUCACGUAUUUGUAAGAUUUUGGAAGUGGCCACGACACAGUCACUUGUUCUCAUUGAUGAAAUCGGUGGUGGGACUGAUCCUUCAGAAGGGGUUGCACUUUCUGCCAGUAUCUUACAAUAUUUGAAGGAUCGUGUAAACUUGGCUGUUGUAACCACUCAUUAUGCUGAUUUAAGUAGUCUCAAAGAAGAGGAUACCUGUUUUGACAAUGCAGCAAUGGAAUUUUCACUUGAAACAUUACAACCAACUUAUAGAAUUCUCUGGGGGUGUACUGGUGAUUCGAAUGCAUUAAGCAUAGCACAAUCUAUUGGCUUUGAUAGAAAUAUAAUUGAUAGGGCACAAAAUUGGGUAGAGAAGUUUAAACCAGAACAGCAGCAAGAGCGUAGAGGAUUGCUUUAUCAGUCUUUACAGGAGGAAAGAAAUCGAUUAAAGGCCCAGGCUGGAAAGGCUGCAUCCAUUCAUGCUGAAAUUAUGAGCGUGUACAAUGAGAUCCAAGGGGAGGCAGAAGACCUCGAUAGACGUGAAAUGGAACUUAUGGCAAAGGAAACCCAACAGGUCCAACUAGAGCUUGUGAAUGCAAAAUCUCAGAUAGAAACUUAGAUACAGAAAUUUGAGAAGCAGCUCAAAAGUUCUGGUCGUGAUAAACUCAAUUCACUUAUUAAAGAAACUGAAUCUGCCAUUGCUUCCAUUGUAAAAGCUCACACUCCUGCUGAUCAUUUCAAUGAAGCUGAUCAAACAUCAUAUACUCCACAAAUUGGGGAGCAAGUCCAUGUCAAGGGAUUGGGGGGUAAAUUGGCCACAGUGGUAGAAUCACUUGGGGAUGUUGAAACAAUCCUGGUACAGUAUGGUAAAGUGAAAGCCCGUGUAAAGAAAAGUAAUAUCGUAGCUCUUCCAUCUAAUGCAAAGAAUGCUGUAACUAGUUCUUCCGUACACCAGGGGAGACAGAGUCGACGGAAUGCAGAAUACCGGGUUAAUGUAGACAUCAAAAGCGACGAUGAUAUUUCCUAUGGUCCAGUGGUGCGAACAUCUAAGAAUACAGUUGAUCUAAGAGGUAUGAGAGUAGAAGAAUCUUCUAUACACCUUGAGAUGGCAAUUGAUGCCAGUCGGCCAUAUUCGGUUCUCUUUGUCAUACAUGGGACCGGAACUGGUGCUGUUAAGGAGCGUGCACUUGAGAUUCUGCAAAAUCACCCACGUAUCACUAAUCAUGAGCCAGAAAGUCCAAUGAAUUAUGGUUGUACCAUUGCUUACGUCAAGUGAUACCUGUUGGUCCUGCUGCAAUAAACUAUGUCAGGUUGAAUCAUCAUUUUUUGAAGUUAUCAUACUCCCUACUAACCUCAUCAAAAAAAUGACUAUUUUCGUAUGUACAUAAAAACACAUUGGUGUAAAGUACUAAGAGUUUGUAAAAUCUGCACUUCUAAUUUAUUCAUCUUUACAC